AUGUCCACCACCAAUCCCCCGAAAGCGCUCCUAACAGACGUCUUCGGCACGGUCGUCGACUGGCGCAAAACCGUGACGGACUACCUCACCCGUCGCGCCAGCGAAGCCCUCAACUCCCCCACGUCGUCAAUACCCAGCGCCGUCCGCACGGCCGCAGCGGGGAUCUCGUGGCCGGACGUGGCCCAGCUCUGGCGCAUCUCCUACUACAACUUCACGCGCACGUACGACCCGGCCGAGGCGCAACGCGAUCCCUCCAAGUUCAAGACCGUGGACCAACACCACGUCGAAGCCCUGCACAAGAUCCUGGUGGACCACGCGCUCGAGGGCCUGUGGACAGACACCGAGGUCGAGAAGAUCGCCCUCAUCUGGCACUUUCUCAACCCCUGGCCGGAUUCCUCGGAGGGGCUGGCCAAGUUGAACGCCCGCUUCGAGACCGCGACCCUGAGCAACGGCAACACCGCCCUCCUUCGUGACCUCGCCUCCCACGGCAGCUUGCCCUACAAGCAUAUCCUCAGCGCCGAGGAUUUUGGCGCCUACAAGCCGCACCCGUCCGUGUACCUGGGCGCGGCGGAGAAGGUGGGCUGCAAGCCGGAAGAGUGCGCCCUCAUAGCAGCGCAUUUGGGCGAUCUCAAGGCCGCGAGAGGAUGUGGGUAUCAGACGAUCUAUAUUGAACGCGAGAAGGAGGAGGGGUGGAGUCAAGAGGAAACCAAAAGGGCCCAGGAUGAAGGCUGGGUUGACAUGUGGGUUGGUCUCAACGAGGGAGUCGACGGCGGUGGCUUUCUCGAGGUUGCGAGACGGUUUGGCAUAUAA
Molecule: messenger RNA, 810 nt
Organism: Cladophialophora carrionii CBS 160.54
Lineage: Eukaryota; Fungi; Ascomycota; Eurotiomycetes; Chaetothyriales; Herpotrichiellaceae
Product: haloacid dehalogenase, type II
Exons: 1
Coding region: 1-810 (269 amino acids)
Molecular function (GO): hydrolase activity, acting on halide bonds, in C-halide compounds
Source: RefSeq, a predicted model, not a curated record